UCUGACUUGUUUGGAGUGGCCGCUGCUGCCCGGAGGACUGCAGAAGCGCAGAGCGGUUGGCCUGCGCGCUUCCGGGGCCUGGGGAAGGGGGCGGGCUCUUAAGCCCCGCCCUGUGGGUGGAGCCACGAUCUGGACGAGCAAGGGCUGCGACAGGUACACUUUGACUCGCCCUGGAGACAAACCCUGCCCUCGAGUUGGCCACAGCUGCUCAUAUUUGCCCCCAGUUGGUGAUGACAAGAGAGGGAAGGUCUUCAUUGUAGGGGGAGCAAAUCCGAACCAGAGCUUCUCAGAUGUGCACACUAUGGAUCUGGGCUGGACUUGAAAUCCCUGUGGAUGUGGAACUAGCUGAGGAAGACCUUGAAUUCCUGAUUCUCCUGCCUUCAUCUCUCAAGUGACUAUCACAAAUCUGUGCUGCUCCACCUGGCCUAUAAAGAGUUGGAGCCACUGGAACUGGAGUUACAGAGAGUUGUGAGCUACCGCGGUGCUAGGAGCUGAGCCUGGGCAUCUGGAGUCACCACUCUCAACUGCUAAGCCAUUAAUCAGCCCACUAUCCUACUGGUUUCAAUAUGCAUGUGUGUGGAGGGGUCUGGUGUGGUAUAUGCAUGUGAGUGCCAAUGCCCAUGGAGGCCACAAACAUUGGAUCCCUAGAGCUGGAUUACAUGGAGGCUGGGAGUUGAGCUUGGGUCGUCUGCAAGAUUAGCACGUGCCCUUAACAACUGAGCCUUUUCUCCAGCCCCAACUAUGUCAAUUUAGCAUGCACACUUGAUCGGUGAAUGAGUCAAGAUUGAAAUAACAGAAAUGAGGCUGUGAGCUGGCUUAGUGAGUCAAGGUACCUGCUGCCCAGCCUCCUCUGAGUUUGAUCCCUGAAGCACACUUGGUAGAAGGAAGAAAUUGAACUUUCCAAAGUUGUUCCCUGACCUCCAUGCAGGUGCUGUGGCACAAAUGUGUAUAUACAUACACAUAAGAAACAGACUAGAAAAUUCUAAAUUGCCGUGGUUGGGCCUCUGAUAAUAAUUUUAGGAGGUCUGGCAUCUUGCCUCCUGCGUGGCUACGUGGCAACAGUUAUUUAGAGCUGGAGUGUCACCUAGUGACAGGGUUUCCACCCACAGAGUUACCACGGUCUCUGUUUAUACUAUCCAGGCAAUUGAAUCUCUGCUCCCAGCACUAGGCCAAGAUACCUUAAGUCCCUUUCAGCACUCAAGAAGCUUACCUUUUAGCUCAGUUAUAUUGUGACUGUCUGUCUGUCUGUCUGUCUGUCUGUCUGUCUGUGACAGCAUCUUCCUAUGCCUAGAUUCUCUGCGUAGCCCAGACUACAACCCACAACCUUUCUGCCUCUACUUUCCAAGUACUGGGGUCCUGGACCACCAUACCAGCUUCAAUUACAUCUUUAUUACAAGUUAUCAGUACCAUGGUGACCUCAGCAAAGCCAUUUGGACCAUAGUAUCCUAUUACAUAGAGAUUACUAACCGGCUUCAUUUGCAGUUGUGAUUACCUAACAGCAGCAUGAUACUUGUAAGGUCCUAGAUUAGUGAUUUGCUAACUAAAAGAAUUAGUUGGUUUAGGCAUCAUUUCUCUGUUUGCCCAGAGAUCACUUAGUCACUUAAAAUGGUGGUGGGGGAGAUUGAGAUGUAUAUAGAUAUCAGGGGUGUUUUUCAGGGUCUAAGGACAGAAAAUAGCAGCCCAGGCUGCUGAGAGAAUGGAAACUGGAUCCAAGCGGCCCAUGGAGUCCAGCAGCUGCCUCUAGUCCCGUUAGUUAUGACUAGCAAGUUAGUGCUGUCCAUAUGUCACCUGGACUCUGGGAGGAAGAAUGGAGACAGUUGGACAGUUUCCGUGAAAGAAGCUUCAUGGGUCAGGCAGACAGCCUGCAAGUGUGUGCUAGAGAACAACAUUUCGGUAUUUCGGUUUGAACAUGCUCCCUUUAAGGACUGACGGAACACAGCGGUGGGCCGCGGCCACCAGGGAAGGCCUCUUGCCUCGGUAUGAGCAUGCCAGCUUCACCCCCUCCUGCACACCUCACUGCAUCUGGGUGUUCGGGGGUGCGGACCAGUCAGGAAACCGGAAUUGUCUGCAAGUCUUGAAUCCUGAAACCAGGACUUGGACCACGCCUGAAGUGAGCAGCCCACCACCAUCCCCAAGAACAUUCCACACAUCAUCGGCAGCGAUCGGAAACCAGCUGUAUGUUUUUGGGGGAGGAGAGCGAGGUGCCCAGCCUGUGCAGGAUGUGAAGUUGCACGUAUUUGACGCAAACACUUUGACGUGGUCUCAGCCAGAGACACAUGGAAGUCCUCCGUCUCCCCGGCAUGGCCAUGUGAUGGUGGCAGCGGGGACAAAACUCUUCAUCCAUGGAGGCUUAGCAGGGGACAAGUUCUUUGAUGACCUCCAUUGCAUCGAUAUAAGUGACAUGAAAUGGCAGAAGCUUAGUCCCACAGGGGCUGUUCCAGCAGGCUGUGCUGCCCACGCCGCCGUGGCUGUGGGAAAGCACGUGUAUGUGUUUGGAGGAAUGACGCCCACUGGAGCACUGAACACAAUGUACAGGUAUCACACAGAAAAGCAGCAUUGGACGUCACUCCAGUUCGAUACUUUCCUACCUGCUGGCCGACUGGACCACUCCAUGUGUGUCGUUCCGUGGCCAGUGACAUCCUCCUCUGCGAAUGAAGACUCGGAGUCUGGCAUCCUCAGCUGCGAAGCUGAGGAAGGGGAUGCUGCGGACAAGCAUGGGACUCAGGGUGGUGGGUCACCUGAGGAGAGUCAGGCUAACGUGUUGCUCUGUUUUGUGUUCGGUGGGAUGAAUACAGAAGGGGAGAUCUAUGACGAUUGCAUUGUGACUGUAGUUGACUAAUAAAACCCACAUUUUUAUUA
Peromyscus maniculatus bairdii (prairie deer mouse) is the source of this 2859-nucleotide messenger RNA. Lineage: Eukaryota; Metazoa; Chordata; Mammalia; Rodentia; Cricetidae. The record is from RefSeq and is a predicted model, not a curated record.